Oncorhynchus nerka (sockeye salmon) is the source of this 4973-nucleotide messenger RNA. RefSeq names its product E3 ubiquitin-protein ligase TRIM39-like. NCBI's taxonomy places the organism in Eukaryota, Metazoa, Chordata, Actinopteri, Salmoniformes, Salmonidae. Gene Ontology annotation, cellular component: cytoplasm. Gene Ontology annotation, molecular function: ubiquitin protein ligase activity; protein binding. The transcript is spliced from 5 exons. The coding region runs from base 2118 to 3686 and encodes 522 amino acids. The record is from RefSeq and is a predicted model, not a curated record. Gene Ontology annotation, biological process: protein ubiquitination.
AAGUGGCUGUUCCACUGGAUGUCUUAAGGUGAACGCACCAAUUUGUAAGUCGCUCUGGAUAAGAGCGUCUGCUAAAUGACUUAAAUGUAAUGUAAAAUGUAUCUAUGAGCUUAUGUCAUACUCUUUAAAGGGUGAAAUAAUAAUAGGGUUCGUUACCAAACGUGACAUAACAUUUUGUUGAUAAAAUGCAACUGUACUUUAUAAAGGGUGACAUAAUGCAUGAUUACUAAGAUUCAAUGCUGUAUGAAACUACUUAUAGAUGGUCUUAUAUUUUACUGUACAGUCAUGGCAAAAAGUUGUGAGAAUGACACAAAUAUUCAUUUUCACAAUGUCUGUUGCCUCAGUUUUGCAAUUAAUUGCAAAGUCCCUAUUUGCCAUGCAAAUGAACUGAAUCCUCCAAAACAUUUCCACUGCAUUUCAGCCCUGCCACAAAAGCACCAGCUGACAUCAUGUCAGUGAUUCUCUCAUUAACACAGGUGUGAGUGUUGACGAGGUCAAGGCUGGAGAUCACUCUGUCAUGCUGAUUGAGUUUGAAUAACAGACUGGAAGUUUCAAAAGGAGGGUGGUGCUUGGAAUCAUUGUUCUUCCUCUGUCAACCAUGGUUACCUGCAAGGAAACACGUGCCGUCAUCAUUGCUUUGCACAAAAAGGGCUUCACAGGCAAGGAUAUUGCUGCCAGUAAGAUUGCACCUAAAUCAACCAUUUAUCGGAUCAUCAAGAACUUCAAGGAGAGCAGUUCAAUUGUUGUGAAGAAGGCUUCAGGGCUCCCAAGAAAGUCCAGCAAGAGACAGGACCGUCUCCUAAAGUUGAUUCAGCUGCAGGAUCGGGGCACCACCAGUACAGAGCUUGCUCAGGAAUGGCAGCAGGCAGGUGUGAGUGCAUCUGCACGCACAGUGAGGCGAAGACUUUUGGAGGAUGGCCUGGUGCCAAGAAGGUCAGCAAAGAAGCCACUUCUCUCCAGGAAAAACAUCAGGGACACACUGAUAUUCUGCAAAAGGUACAGAGAUUGCUGAGGACUGGGGUAAAGUCAUUUUCUCUGAUGAAUCCCCUUUCAGAUUGUUUGGGGCAUCCGGAAAAAAGCUUAUCCGGAGAAGACAAGGUGAGCGCUACCAUCAGUCCUGUGUCAUGCCAACAGUUAAGCAUCCUCAGACCAUUCAUGUGUGGGGUUGCUUCUCAACCAAGGGCCAUGAAUAAAGAAUGGUACCAACACAUCCUCCGAGAGCAACUUCUCCCAACCAUCCAGGAACAGUUUGGUGACGAACAAUGCCUUUUCCAGCAUGAUGGAGCACCUUGCUUGAUAACUAAGUGGCUCGGGGAACAAAAUAUCAAUAUUUUGGGUCCAUGGCCAGGCAACUCCCCAGACCUUAAUCCCAUUGAGAACUUGUGGUCAAUCCUCAAGAGGCGGGUGGACAAACAAAACCCACAAAUUCUGACAAACUCCAAGCAUUGAUUAUGCAAGAAUGGGCUGCCAUCAGUCAGGAUGUGGCCCAGAAGUUAAUUGACAGCGUGCCAGGGCGGAUUGCAAAGGUCUUGAAAAAGAAGGGUCAACACUGCAAAUAUUGUCAGGGUUUACUAGGAGUGGUGGGUAGGAGCCAGGCGCAGCAAGCAGAUGGUUCGGUGAAAUGUAAUGAUUUAUUCUCCAGCACAAACGGUCACGCCAAAUACAGGGCGCAUAACACAACCAACAGAGUAACAAAAUAAUCCGGCACAAACCUAAGCGGGCCUAACAGGUUUAAGUAGACAAAAAUCAAGAAACACAAAAAGGAACAGGUGCAACUAAUAAAACUAAACUAACAGAAAAGGAAAAAGGGACCGGCGACGACGACCGACAAGCACCGACCAAACAGGCAGGGGAGUCGUGACAUCAUGUAAUUGUCAAUAAAAGCCUUUUACACUUAUGAAAUGCUUCUAAUUAUACUUCAGUAUUACAUAGUAACAUCUGACAAAAAUAUCUGAAGACACCGAAGCAGGAAACUUUGUGGAAAUUAAAACUUGUGUCAUUCUCAAAACGUUUGGCCACGACUGUAUAUAUACACAUAACUGUUUAUGUUUACUGGCUAGGUUUUCUGAGUGAGAUCUGUCUGAGCAGUCCAGAGUCUAAAUCAGACAUUAGACUGUAUGGAGCCUGAGGGAGACCCUGGAGUCAUGAGUAGGAGAGCCAAGCGGGAGAGAAUGGAGUCUCCUGCUCCCAGCUGUCUCUCUAUGAAUAGUGCCAGGUCAAUGGAGCAACCAUAUGGUUUUAAAAGAGAACCCUUGACCCCUGAUUUGAGUGCCAGUCUGCUGACUGAGGAUCAGUUCAGAUGUUCUGUGUGUUCAGAGGUGCUGAGGGACCCGGUCUCCAUUCCCUGUGGACACAGUUACUGCAGGCAGUGCAUCAGCACAUACUGGGUCCAGCCCGGCCCCGCAGGAGACUAUGUGUGUCUCCAGUGCAGUAAUAGAUCCAGAGACCGGCCAGUGCUCUGCACUAACACAGCCUUGGCCAGGUUGCUCCAGGGGCUCCAGCAGACAGGCUUCAGUCCUGCCCUCCCUGCUCUGGGCUAUGCUGGGCCUGGGGACGUGGCCUGUGAUAUCUGCUCUGGACAGAAGCUCAGAGCGGUGAAGUCCUGUCUGACCUGCACUGUCUCCUACUGUGAGAGCCACGUCAGGCAGCACUAUACUGUCCCAGCACUGCAGAGACACACCCUGGCUGAUGUCACUGGAGACGGGGGACACAAAGGUCACCAAGGCAACACUGGACAGACAGAGAGGAUCAAAGAGGAGGAGACUAUGGACACUGAGGAGGAGGAGAGGGAAGGUGUCUCUAAAAAGAUGACAGAAGUUAAAGAGGAGGAAGAAGAUUCUGAUGAGGGACUUUCUGAUCUGAAGAAGAACCCUAAAACUAAAACUCUUGUCUCUGAAGUGAAGAACAUCUCUAAGUUCUUCUCAGACUUGCAGCAGGAGAACUCUAAUCUUAAACAUGUUGUUCGUGAACUCAGUAAAAAGAAUGCUGUGUUAAAACAAGAGGCAACAUUUGAGAAAGAACUGGUGGACAUCAGAACUGCUGCUCUGAAUAAGAUCACAGCUCAUCUCAUCUCAGACCCACAGCAACAGAGAGAGGCUGAGUUUGUGAGAAGAAACCUGAAGAAUAUGACCAUGGACUAUGUGGAUGUGACUCUUGAUCCUGAUACAGCACAUCCCAAACUCAUCCUGUCUGAAGACAGGAAACAAGUUAGAUGUGGAGAUGUAUGGCAGGAUCUCCCUGACAACCCAGAGAGGUUUGAUAUCUCUGUCUGUGUUGUGGGAAAGGAGAGUUUCUCCUCAGGGAGAUUCUACUAUGAGGUCCAGGUGACGGGGAAGACUGGCUGGUGUUUAGGAGUGGCCACGAAGUCCAUCAACCUGAAGGGGACCAUUUACCUGAAUCCUGAGGAUGGAUACUGGACUGUGAUGCUGAGGGAUGGACAGUACUGGGCUGGCGCUGUCCCCACUGUCCCCAUCUUUCUUAGAGAGGAGGUCCAGAAGGUGGGGGUGUUUGUGGAUUAUGAGGAAGGUCGGGUCUCCUUCUAUAAUGUGGAGGCCAGGUCUCACAUCCACUCUUUUACCGGCUGUACCUUCACUGAGAAACUCUAUCCAUUCUUCAGCCCUGGUAAUAAUUACACAGGUCAAAACACAACCCCACUGGUCAUCACUCCUGUAGAUGUCACUGACUGACUGGUUUGUACCAAACAUAGAAAUACUGUUAACAUAACUGAUAAUGUAAUAGUGACCAAAUAAUGUAAUAAUUCAUUGUAAUGUAAAACAUAUUAUAUAAAUCAGCAGAUAAUGUAUUCACUUUUUACAUUUAUAAUACAAUAACUUUUCCUGAUAAUGUAAUCAUUCAAUUACAGUUAUUAAUGCAGAACUAAGUUAUUUUGUGGAUAAGGUUAAAUAAAUGAAGUGUUAACAUAGUAAACCCCAGUUUGCCAGUGACCAAACCAUUCAGUGACCAAACCAUUCAGUGACCAAACCAUUCAGUGACCACUCGUGCUCUGUGGAUGGGGGCAUUGUCAUCCUAUGGGUCAUAGCCAUGGUAGCCAAAAUAAUGUCCCGCCCAGCAUUUUUAUACAUGACCCUAAGCAUGAUGGGCUGUUAAUUGCUUAAUUAACUCAGGAACCUCACCUGUGUGGACGUACAGUACCUGCUUUCAAUAUUCUUUGUAUCCCACAUUUACUCAGGUGUUUCCAUUAUUUUGGCAGUUACCUGCAGUGCUUGACUUGGGCAGGAGUUCACCUGAGCUGAGUACCGGCACCUCAAAUGUUCUACUUGAGCUCCUGUACCUCUUAUAAAAUAUUAGCUCCAAAGUAUUGUGGAGUUCCUGCACCUAAAUAUAAACAGUACCGGCACCAAAAAACCAGCACCUAUUUCAGUCCAAGUCGAGGUUUUCUAUGUCAAUGUACAGCCACAAGAUGGUGUUGUUUCCCUACAGUCCAUUAAGUACAAUAAUGUACUUAAUGCUUACCGGAGCAACAUUGUAGUAAUGUUGUUAUGUAGCUUUGAGAAUGCAGAUGAGGAUAACAUUUCACAUCCUCAAGUCAGCCUUCAAUUAAAACCCUUAUUGGAAGAGUGUUUUUCAAGCAAGAUUUAAGAGAUUGCCAUUUGGUUUCUGCACACACACACCUAGAACCAGUUGGGUUCAUGCUGGACUUAGCAGGCUGGGCUGUUAGCAUCAUUGAUUAGCCACCUAGAGUUUUCUUAUCUUAGAAUCAUCACAGCGCAUCGAUCUCCAGCCUCCAGAGAGAGAUCAGACUUCACUCAGAUAGACACUGUUAAUGUGACUGAGGAACUACUGAGUAGAGGUGGAUGGAAGCUGAGGGGAGGGUUACCUACUCAACCACCACAUUCAUAGUGUGCUGUCUAAAGGAGGAUGUAUUAUAUUGGAGGGAGAGGUCUGGUUUUGAUGUUGAUAUUUACACUUGUAAACUGAAUAUGCCUUUCCUAAUAAAGUUGUUUUGAAUUUAA